AGACCCCCUAUCUCGGCCCGAGGCGGCCGCCAGGAUCGCCGCAGGAUCGCCGCAGGCCGAGCGCGCGCGGGGGCGCCAGAGGCCCAGCCAUGUCCGCCUCCCUGAGGUCUCGCCCGCAGAGCGCCGCGGGGACGCCGAGCUCCCCGAGGUCCCACCCGACCACCGCGGAGGCCCCGAGCUCCCCGAGAUCCCGCCCGUGGACUUCUGCGGGGUCCCGCGGGAGGAAAAGGGGCUCUCCAAGAUCCCGUCCGUGGACAACUGCGGCACGCUCACGCCGAGGAGCCGCUGCCACGGGGUGGACGUCGGCCAGAGACGCCCCCGAGCCCCACGACCCGCUGGCGGGCGCCUCCGGCGAGCAGCUGCGGGCCGCCGUGCGCUGCGCCGUGCGCCUGGAGCUGGUGGCGUUCUUCGGGGAGCAGGCGGCGCGGAUGGGCGGCCCGCAGCGGCCCUCCGUGGCCCCGGACUUCGUGCAGAGCCAGACGGUUUGGGACGAGCUAACCGACGACGGGAGCGGCGACGCCAGCAAGAGCCUCCACGCUCAGCACUUUACAAAGUUCACGCAGGCAGACCACAAGGUGCACGGACUUAGCCAUGGUUCCACCUACAGCGACCUCGGUCAGUCUCAACCGAUCUGUCAGCCCAAUUUGUCCAGCCAGGGGGCAACGCUGACGGCAGCCGCCAGCUUCGCGAAACGACUGUGGUUAAAGGACGAGCCUGAGCGUAGCGGCCCUUUAGCAGCAUUGGUGCGUUCUCGCUUCUUCGAAAGGACGAUCCAGGCUGUCAUCCUGACUAACUGCCUGGUCAUGGGCCUGUCGGCCAACUACGAGAUGAACCACGCGCCUACGUUUUCGGAUGAGGAUUUCGGCCACAACAUCUUCACGACCCUCGACAUCAUAUUCCAGGUGUUCUACACUCUCGAGCUGAUCUUGAAGCUAGCCGUGCACCGCGAGUUCUUCUUCUGGAACCAGGAUGCCGGUUUGAACACGUUUGAUUUGUUCUUGGUGAUUAGCGGCUACGUCGAUCUGCUGUUCGCCAACGGUGGAGGGGGAUCGACCGCCUUGCGCGCCGUGCGCGUCCUCAAGCUCGGGAAGGCCCUGCGCGCCCUGAAGGUGGUCAAGGGGUUCCGCAUACUGCGGGCUAUCCUCGUCUGCAUCCAGGCGUCGUUCGUGACCCUCUUGUGGAGCGUUAUCAUGCUCUGCUUGGUGUUCUACGUAUUUUCCCUAAUAUUCGUCCAGCAGGCCGCCUCACGGCUGGAGGAUAUCGGCGAUCGUGACGAUCCAGUCUCUAUAGUAAUCCUCGACAAUUUCAAGAGCGUGCAGACGUCGAUGGUGACGCUCGCUAAGGCCGCCUUCGGCGGGGAAGAUUGGGGCGUGGCCCUCGAUGUCGUCGCAGAAUGUGGGUUCAUGUCCGCCCUCUUCUACAUGCUUUUCAUACCCCUUCUCGCAGAUCGCGUUGAUCAACAUCAUUACAGGCAUAUUCGUCGAGAGCGCAAUGCAGAGUUUGGCCCCGAACAGAGAACAAUUGGCCACACAAUUAGACGUUGAGGAGAAGGGGUACGCAAAGGAGCUGGAGAUGCUGUGCAUUUCCGUGGAUGCCGAUAAGAGCGGUUGUCUCACGAAGGAACAGUUCAACAAUGGGAUCAAAGAGGGCCGCAUACCUUUGCUCUUGCACUUGUUGGGUCUCAGCCGGACGAACGUUGAGAACUUCUUCCAAGUUCUCUGCGAUGCGUCUCCGGACAACCAGGUCGACAUCAAGAGUUUCGUCCGUGGGUGCAUGAGGUUGAAGGGCGCUGCGACCAGCUUCGACCUCCAGACGAUGAUGCUAGACUUAAAGAAGAUUGAGGGACGCAUCUCGAGAGAGUUUCGCUGUAUGAGCAACAGGAUAGUCGCAGUCGAGAGAUGCAUGCGCCCAUCGCAGACCGAUGAUGUUCUGGAUCCGACCUGAUUGACUACAACUGCGGUCUCUGUGUCCUGGCUGUGACCUGCACGCUCGCGCGCGAUGGUUCUUAAUAGAGAGAGAGAGAGAGAUUCAUCCGCAAGCCCCAGAUCAGGUAUAAGCGCCUCUCACGGGAAGUUCUGCCACGCGCGGUUUUGCCAUUUGUCUUAUGUUCUGCUUUUUGUGGAGCAGAGGCGCCCUCUGGGGGGGAAUGGCAGCUGUUGUUGAACUAAUCGCGCGGUGUCCGCUGCCAGUCUCUCCACACCCUACUUGAUGGGGAUGUACAUACCCUAUACUUUUUCCAUGCUAGCAGGGAUUGAAUUUGGAGUGCCUUCCAUGAUCAUCCAUCUUCUGUCUUUCGCUGCCUGUAAAUGCUUGUCUUCGAAGGCGUCGCAGUAAGUGCUGUGCGCCAGGCGUGUGAAGCCAGCAGGCCCAAUACAAUAUGCAGUUUCAGUAUUGGGUUCUCCUCCUCGUAUCUAACAUGCCUGUGGCAAUCUCCGCCACCGUGCAGUACUCAGUGUGGUGACGCGUCCAGCACUGCCGAGAAGGCUGCAAAGUGCAACGCUAGUCUUCUCCUGAACCCAGAGGGCCAGCAUAAGUGGCAUGCUCUGCCGCAGGUUCGAGAACCGGUGGCAUGUGAUAGGUGUCUUCCCCAGAGUCCUGAGAGCUGUUGUAGAUGGAGCUGUUGAAGAUGUGCGCGGGCGGAAUUGUCGGCAAAGUUUCAACUCCUUCAGGAUGUGGCGGAUGGCGUUUCGGGAGGACGUCACGUGACGUCAGUUUCGGCCAGAUCCGACGCCCCAGAGGUGCUAGACACCCUCGACCCGUUUUCGCCCAGACUCUUUGCCUCACGCCAGCAGACAGGAGUCUCAGGGAGUACGAGUGAGCUUUUCCGCCAUUAGAUCUCGACGCCGACACGGCCCUGGAGUGGACGGCACGCCAGCGGCAUCGGAGCUCACGCCAUUUCUCAUCGAGCCUCUUCGGGCAGGACGGGGGAUCGUCGCAGGAAGAAGAGGCACGGCGGUGCGCUAUCUUGAAGGGAUCUCGCCACACUUGCUGUGGACCGAGUCUUCCGCCAUCCUCGCGCCCUGUGCGAGCGCCACCUAUCGGCAGCGCGCCCCGUGGCGCUUCCCUCUCGCUUUCCCCUCCCUCUGCCCUCCAACCCCUUGUGGCCCUGCCUCACUCCCACUGGAAGCCCCCGGACUUCCUCGCGGUGUCCAGAAGUCACGAGGGAAGGUUGAGGGCUGUGGACCCACUUUUUUGUACCUGGGCCAGCGGCCCAUGCUCAAAGUAGGGCCCGAAACCUUCGCACACGCUGCGGAAUAUCGCGCGACGUGGGAGGGCAUGGGCCGCGCGACCACAUGUAAGCGCGCAUCGUGCAUUUGAGCGAUGAUGAGUACAUGGCCAUGGAUGGGCCACGGGUCAACAAAAAACAGUUCGUCGGAGGCAGGGGGAGGAAGCACAGGCGGAG
This is a messenger RNA of Prorocentrum cordatum, 3403 nucleotides long. Lineage: Eukaryota; Dinophyceae; Prorocentrales; Prorocentraceae. The record is from the annotation of a GenBank genome assembly.